GUUGCCAGGGAGACGACUCAAAACACCAGGCGCAGUUUCACAGCAAUGGCCACAAGUGUCCCGUUGGUGCCUGGACAAAACUCACUGCAGGGGCUGGACGCGGUCCCGUGAAGACGGAGACAGAGCCUGUGCUGUGUUAUGACCACUUUCUGUUACUGAAACUCACAUUUCAAGAGCGCUGGAUUUUAAAGGAAUACAUGAUUCUUGCCCAUAACCACACAAGCCAUCUUUGAAGUGGAUGACUGCUCACAGAAAGAACAUCCUCUGCUGGCAUGAUAUGGCCCCUGAUUUGAGCAGUCCCAGCACCGGUUCCUCAUAACACUCAAGCAGAUCUCCAUAAACUCUGGGUUGGUUUGAACUGGUGCAGCAAGGAUGAUCACGUCCCAUAUGAACGGUUUUGUGCAAGAGCCCUCUGGUCAGGCCAAGAGCCACAGGGAGAGGGCGGUGGACUGUCCAGGGGAGGAGGGUGGCCUUGUCAAAUCUCAACACUGCAGUGCACAAAUGGAGAGGAUCCAGCACUACCAGGAGGAGCUGAGGAAGAAGAGAGAGGAGGACAGCAGGGCCAAACAUGAAAUCGACCCCAACGCUUCACUGAGACUCAAGAAGCUGUCGCAGAACCCUAAAGUGGGCAUCGACAAUCCCACCUUUGAGGGGAAGGAAAAAGCCAACAAAGACGUAUGCUCUCAGGAUCCUGUAGCCGAACUGGAGGAGUUUCUGCAGGCUCUGAAGUGUGUGCAGCAAAGCCUGACUGACACCCAAAGCCAGCAGGAUGUGGAGCUGGUACUGCAGCUCCUUGCCAAGGAGGACUUCAGGAAUGCCUACUCCGUCUACAGCGCUGUGUCCCUGCAGAUGAACAGAGUCAGCCCCUCCUCACCUCUCACAGUACAAGCACAGGACCUCUGCCAGGAGGUGCAGAAGAUUCUUCAGUCCAGCCAACAGAAGGAGGGUUUGGAGCUCAAGGCUCUGCUCACCAAUCCUCAUCUCCAGGCACUCAUGCAGGUCCAUGACAGUGUGGCAGUGCAGGAAAUGGAAGAGGAAAACGUGACCCAGUACCUCGGAGAGACGGUUAAACUGGUGCGACUGGAGAAGACCCGAGACACUCCACUGGGUGCGACGGUACGUAACGACAUGGACAGCGUGGUGGUGAGCCGCGUGGUGAAAGGUGGGGCGGCAGAGAGGAGCGGCCUCCUCAGUGAGGGAGAUGAGAUCCUGGAGAUCAACGGCGUUCCUGUUCGUGGGAAACACGUCAAUGAAGUCCAUGACUUACUGCAACAAAUGCACGGCACCCUGACCUUCCUCCUCAUCCCCAGCUCUCAGAUUAAACCUGCCCCUCACAGACAGACGGUGAUGCACGUACGAGCUUACUUUGACUAUGACCCAUCUGAUGACCCCUUCGUGCCGUGUCGGGAGCUGGGCCUCUCCUUCCAGAAGGGAGACAUCCUCCACGUUAUCAGCCAGGACGACCCCAGCUGGUGGCAGGCCUACAGGGACGGAGACGAGGACAACCAGCCAUUGGCUGGACUCAUUCCAGGGAAAAGCUUUCAGCAACAGAGAGAGACCUUGAAGAAAAGUAUAACAGACAGGAGUCGAGAGCAGCAAGGGAAGCUUUGGUAUGUAAAGAAAAGCAAGAAACAGAGGAAGAAAAGUGCAUCUACCUUGAGCAAAACUACCGACUACGAUGACAUCCUGACCUAUGAGGAGAUGUCCCUUUAUCACCAGCCUGCCAACCGUAAACGUCCCAUCGCUCUGAUUGGUCCCACAAACAGCGGGCACGAUGAGUUGCGUCGGAGGCUUCUGUCCAUUGAACCGGAAAGGUUUGCAGUCGCCGUUCCACACACAACCAGAAACGCAAGGAUACACGAGCGGAAUGGACGCGAGUACCAUUUUGUGAGUCGGCCUGGUUUCGAAAGCGAUAUGGCAGCAGGGAAGUUCAUCGAGUCUGGGGAGUAUGAGAAGAACCUGUACGGCACCAGCACCGACUCAGUCCGACACGUCGUCAACGCUGGACGCAUCUGUUUGCUCUGUCUGCACACCAGGUCGCUGCGGGUGCUAAGAUCGUCCAACCUCAAGCCCUUUGUCAUCUUCAUCGCUCCUCCUUCUCAGGAACGACUACGCACCCUGCUGGCCUCAGAGGGAAAAUCACCAAAGCCAGAGGAGCUGAAGGAGGUCAUUGAAAAAGCCCGGGAGAUGGAGCAGAAUUUCGGCCACUUCUUCGACGCGACCAUUGUGAACACGGAGCCGAACCAGGCUUUCCACGAGCUGCGCAGGCUGAUAGAAAAGCUGGACACUGAGCCACAGUGGGUGCCCACCUCCUGGCUGUGCUAGAGGUCACAAGGUCUCACUUCAGGGAGCCUCAGGGCAGGAGGAGGGAAACAGAAGAACAAAAGUGAAUGUUCCUGGGGGCAUGAUUGGAAAAAAAAAAAAAAAAGGAAGGACAGUGGUAAAUUGUCACUGGAUUUUCACUUGCACAUUCUCCUCGUUUGUAGAGGAGGUGAACAUUAACCACAUGUUGCAGGGAUGGACUCAAGUUUCUUACAUUUCUUCUCGUCGGUGUGUCUUGUCUUUGUGGGUGAUUUUUUUUCUUUUUUUUUCUUCUUCGUUUUCUUCUUUGUUGAUCUGACAGGUUUAUGCAAAGUCAUUUAUCAAACAAAUAGAAAUACUUCUAUCCUAUUCUUAAGUUAUUUAAAAUUGUAAAUACAUAUUUUCUAGACCAAAGGAUCAAAUAUUUUAUCGUUACAUUUUGUGUGUGUGUGUGAAUAUACAAAACGGUACGCUCAGCUGGGAGAGUGUAAAUGUCACAAGAAGCGCUCGCUAAAAGUGUCUGCAGUGUGUGACAUCUUCCUGUCAGAGAUACAGAAGAAAAACUUGUACUGCGCAGUUUUGGGUUGCUUCCUCUGCACCAACGUCAGUAUUAUUUUGUUGUUUGUCUUGUUUACGCUGUGAUGACAGUCCUCAAAUGAAAGGUUUUGUCUCUGACUGGUUAUCAUUACUAUCAGUAUAUCAUGCUGCAAAGUACUGCUGAGAUUGAUUCGGGGGUUUUUUACCAGUACUAUAUGAACAAGACACUAUAUUAUCAGUUAGUGUAACUCGAAACUGCAUUGAGUCUUUGCCGGGUACUUACAUCAUAAGCACAAUUCUGGAAAAGAGUGUUAAUAAAAUCAGAUACAUAUGUGAA
This is a messenger RNA of Thunnus maccoyii (southern bluefin tuna), 3175 nucleotides long. RefSeq names its product protein associated with LIN7 1, MAGUK family member b (gene pals1b). The transcript is spliced from 14 exons. Gene Ontology annotation, molecular function: protein binding. Gene Ontology annotation, biological process: generation of neurons; establishment or maintenance of epithelial cell apical/basal polarity; protein localization to plasma membrane. NCBI's taxonomy places the organism in Eukaryota, Metazoa, Chordata, Actinopteri, Scombriformes, Scombridae. Gene Ontology annotation, cellular component: plasma membrane; adherens junction. The record is from RefSeq and is a predicted model, not a curated record. The coding region runs from base 373 to 2325 and encodes 650 amino acids.